AUGAAUCAUUUAUUUGUCCAUGUUGCGAGCCAGUUGGAUUCGACAGUGCCUGCAGAGACGGCAGGACAACUGGGUCGAACAGGGCGGGAAAAGAACCGUACGGCCUUGGAUAGGACCUACAGGGGGCCUAACCGGCCUGCCUGCUGUGCCGGUCUGGCCCUAAUGACAAACAUCGACUGGGAUCUGCGAUUUCGACUGGCCGAAAAGACACUCUGUACCCAGAAAAGAAAAAUCACCACCUCGUGUCCAGAGCCCAAAAUUCCCUCUUCUCCUCCUCCUCCUCCUCUCCCCUCCUUCGUGAGACCCAUGCCGCCUGCCAGUGCACACACCACAUCUGAACACACUGAAAACUCCACAGUCUCCAGGAUUGCCGCGCGUCGGGCACAGAAUGUGUGUGGCCCGGGCUUGGGGUGGCGAGUUAAAAGGGAUUGGUGA
Molecule: messenger RNA, 435 nt
Organism: Protopolystoma xenopodis
Lineage: Eukaryota; Metazoa; Platyhelminthes; Monogenea; Polystomatidea; Polystomatidae
Source: the annotation of a GenBank genome assembly